UUUCCAACGAGUAAAGUUUCUUUCGUUCGCUGAUUCUGUUACGUACAAUAAUAAACAAGGAAUCAAUAAUACUAUCAGUCUAGGCAACUCGUUAAUCGCUGACGCAAUCAUUCGGCUUCGCAUACUAUCUACACGAAAACGAUUGCACGAGAAAGCAAUCCGAAUAAAGGAAGUGAAAUACAAGCUGUUUUGUAAAAUAUAAUCCAAAAAAUCGAUAAUCCGGUGAACGAGUGUAGAAGUGAUGAAUAAUAACAGGGACGCCGACGAAUCCAAAAUGAUGGACGAUUACAAGGAUUUGGCCGAAUAUCUUUCCAAGGAUCAACCCACGACGAACGUCUUGUAUUACCUCCACGCGGCUGAGAUCCUGCACGACCAAGAUCGCCUCCGAUGGAUGCUCAAACGAGCCCUGUCGAAAAAAAAUAUCUGCGUGGUCCGAAAUUUGGCCAAGCUGCGGCUGCCGUGUCUGUACCACGUCGACGAGGAAAAAAAGGCGAUCGAGGCGGCCUUCGACGCCAACUUCCCCGCGGCCUGCGAGGUGUUCUUCGCUCACUUCGACAUCGAAAGAUCGACCCCGGCCGACGUGGAGACUCACUACAUGUUGGCCCUCGAGCUGGGCCACUUGGAGACGGUGCGGAGAUUCUUGGAGCACGAGCCUCGGCUCGAGAUGAGCUCUCUGGUGUCUCCGGUGAGGAUCGCAGUGAAAAAUUUCCACGCCGAGCUGCUGGAACUGCUGCUGAAGCACAACUGCCCGGUGGAUUAUCGCGACCCCGCGACGGGCUGCUGGCUCUUGCACACGAUAUGUCGGCAGCUCGCCGGCGACGUGGAGCCGAAAAAAUUCCAGCCGAUGUUGAAAACUCUGAGAGUCUUGCUGACGAACGAGUGGAUGGCUCGGCACGUGCUGAUGGUGAGAUGUCACUCGGGGAUGACGCCGAUACUGCAUCUACUCGACCGGCGCGACAUAAAGCACAAGGAGACGCUGGGCAAUCAGCUGCUGGCGCUGAAGGAACUCGUGCGAGCCAACAAGGCCGUCGUGAGGCACCGACACAACGUCACCCACGAGACGGCGCUGCACUACGCCUGCGACGAGUCGCGAUUCGCCUACUUCCCGAAGAACGAGGAGGGCGCCGAGAUCGUGAAGUAUCUGCUGCGCCACGGCGCCAAUCCCAACGCCCUGGACCAGUACAACAAGAGCCCGCUCGAGGACGCCUGCUGCAGUCUGAAUCCGCGCACGGUCAAGGCUCUGCUACGAGCCGGGGCUCGGACGUAUCCGGAACUCGGCCGGCUGCGAUUCCAAUUCGGGUACUUCAGCGGACAACGGAGGUCAGGACGGUUGCUGCCAACGUGGGAGGUGACGCAGAAUAUCAUGUCUAUAGUCGAGAUGCUGACGAAGGAGGCGGAUUACCGAUUGGAAGGACCGGAGUACCUCUCGACGUUGGGCUUCCUGAACGACUGGGAUCUCGAGAUCGAGGACGAGGAUUUACACGAUCCUGCGACGAAAGCCAACGUCUGGGCAUUGCUACUUUCUGGUCCCCCCGAAAGCAUCUACAAAUUUUUCAUUAGACACUGGCCGAAUACGGAAAUCGACCCCUCCUGGGAGCAGUUCUUACAUCCGAUCCUAGGCGAGUAUCGCGCGAUGUUGAGCCUCGGCGUUUACCAAGACACAGAGCUCAAGACGUUUUACGACAAUCUGGUGUCGGAAACGCUAGAUAUGUACGAAGAAUCUACAUUCGCGACGAGCGAAGAAUUCUCCGAGCGACUCAAGCACGAGUGGGACUUGGCCGGGCGGACGCCACUAGUCGCGGGGGUGACGGUUCGUCACAUCGUCAGCAGCCGACCCGAUAGACUGAAGGAGUCGCUGCUGCUGCUGUCGCCGAGCCGCACCUGGCGCAAGACCCUCUGGUCGGUCCAGUUCAAGGAGAAAUUUCCGAUACUGCACAAGGUCGUGCUGGGUCAGAUCAAUCGAUGCGCCAUCGCGGACUACACGAGGUCCGGCGCCGUGCAGGUGCUGCUGAGGAUGACGGGAGACUCGCUGCCGAUACUGGCCGGCGAAAUGAUCGUCGAGAAGCUCGGACUUGAGGACAUGCUGAACUUGUGCGCGGCGCAGUCGCUGCCGGCGAAUAGCGCCGCAAGGAGUCCGAGGGACUACGAGUACGAGCAGUUCGUGCAGUUGCUGGACCUCAUGGACAUGGAGCCGAAAUUUUGAAGGCGGCAUUUUAUUGAAGUAUUGAAUGACAACGAAAUUAUACAUGAUUUAUUGAAUAUUGUUUAUAUCUAAUCUAUUAUGAGAAGAAUAGUUCUCCUUAUAUAAGUAUACAUGAAAUCAUUAAACAUAAAAAGUUGUACAUUUUUUCAUAAUUGUAUUCAUAACUGUACAAGAUCUUUAGUACCAAUGAAUGAAUUUUUACUCAAUUA
Molecule: messenger RNA, 2412 nt
Organism: Trichogramma pretiosum
Lineage: Eukaryota; Metazoa; Arthropoda; Insecta; Hymenoptera; Trichogrammatidae
Exons: 3
Coding region: 242-2203 (653 amino acids)
Cellular component (GO): cytoplasm; nucleus
Molecular function (GO): protein binding
Source: RefSeq, a predicted model, not a curated record